Diaporthe amygdali is the source of this 1251-nucleotide messenger RNA. RefSeq names its product palmitoyltransferase. Gene Ontology annotation, molecular function: protein-cysteine S-palmitoyltransferase activity. Gene Ontology annotation, cellular component: endoplasmic reticulum; Golgi apparatus. Lineage: Eukaryota; Fungi; Ascomycota; Sordariomycetes; Diaporthales; Diaporthaceae. The transcript has 2 exons. The coding region runs from base 1 to 1251 and encodes 416 amino acids. Gene Ontology annotation, biological process: peptidyl-L-cysteine S-palmitoylation; protein targeting to membrane. The record is from RefSeq and is a predicted model, not a curated record.
AUGGGGACAUUUACGACCAUCGCACUUCUGGUGCUCUUCAUCUCCUUCAUGACCUUUGUGGCCUUCUUUGGCCGUCUCCCAGCGCUCAGAAACACCCCUAUAGCAUGGCUUCACCGAUUCUUGAUAAUCACAGUGCCAAACCUCCUCCUGACCCUGGACCGGAAGAUUACCUCCGGGCGGCUGUCAUCUUCCAUGCGCCGUUUUGGUAAUUACAUGAUGUACGAUAGGCACCCUACCGUGCUGAUCUUCUUCUUGUCUCUCCUCGUGGGCGGCGAAUACAUGUACCUGCCCACCGUUUGGCCGCAGCUAGGCUGGCUCCAGAAGGUCCUCGCUGUCCCCGCCAUCGCCUGCCCAUACAUCUUCCUGUAUCUCGCAUCAGCUGUAGAUCCAGGCUACAUCACACCCGAGAACCACGUGAAGCAGAUGGCUCACUACCCUUACGACUUCGCGCUGUUUCACCCCGGCUCACACUGCCGGACAUGCCAGCUCCUGAAACCCGCGAGGUCGAAGCACUGCGCCAUCUGCAAGCACUGCAUCGCCAAAGCGGACCACCACUGCAUCUUUAUUAACGGCUGCGUCGGCGAGGGAAACCUGCACUGGUUCAUCCUGCUGCUCUUCAGCACCGCCGUCCUAACCGCCUACGGCACAUACGUCGGCCUGUCCCUGCUCAGCGCAAAGAUGACAACGCGCUACCCGGACUUCUCUAUCUGGCCGCCCUCGGCCAAGGGCUACACCUGGAGCUCGUACUUUGUCGUCUGGACCUGGGGGCUGCAGGAUAACAUUGGAAUGGGCAGCGUGACAAUGUUGACGGCGCUUACGUCGCCACUAGUGUGGGGGCUCUUCCUGUACAACCUGUACAUGGUCUACGCCGGCACCACCACCAACGAGUCCAUGAAAUGGUCGGACUGGAAGCUCGAGAUAGAUGAGGGCUACGCCUUCAAGCGGCGCAUGAGCCAGACGCGCCAGAAGGACCUUCGCUUCGAGCCUGCUUGGACGAGGUGGCCGUCCGAGACGGAGCAGAUCCUGAUCAGGACCGAAAGCGGGAACCCGCCCCGGGCGGACAGCACCAACAUCCCCGGCGUCGGGGAGUGGGAAAAGGCAACGAGUCUGCGAGAAGUGGACAAUCUGUACGAUCUAGGAUUCUGGGAAAAUCUGCGGGAGGUGUUCUGGCCGAGAUACCGCUUCUCGGGUAAUGGGAUACCAGUGAGCGAGCGCGUGGGCAGGAACGGAUUGAAAAGAAUGAAUUCAUAG